Molecule: messenger RNA, 5067 nt
Organism: Torulaspora delbrueckii
Lineage: Eukaryota; Fungi; Ascomycota; Saccharomycetes; Saccharomycetales; Saccharomycetaceae
Gene: DOP1
Product: Dop1p
Exons: 1
Coding region: 1-5067 (1688 amino acids)
Biological process (GO): Golgi to endosome transport
Cellular component (GO): trans-Golgi network; endosome
Source: RefSeq, a predicted model, not a curated record
AUGUCUUUGCCUCUCAAACCUCUGACUAUUGACUCGAACAGCAAGCAAUUGGACUCGAAACAGAAGAAAUUCAACGCUAAUGUUCUACGAGCAUUGGAGCACUUUGACUUGGUCACAGAAUGGGCAGAUUAUAUUGCCAGCCUGGGAAAACUAUUGAAGGCUUUACAAAGCUGGUCUCCACAGUUUCAGAACGUAAGGUACUAUGUUCCUUCGCCGUAUCAGGUAAGCCGAACAUUGACUUCGUCUCUAUCACCAAAUUUGCCGGCUGGUGUCCACCAAAAGACAUUGGAAGUAUAUACAUUCAUCUUUGAGAAGAUUGGACAAGACAUAUUGGCGUCAGAAUGUAACAUAUGGAUUCCCGGCAUAUUACCUUUAAUGACAUACGCAUCAAUGUCAGUCAAGUCACACUUGAUUGAUCUUUAUGACAAUUACCUAGUUCAAUUGCCCUCUUCUACCCUCAAACUGUUGGUAAGACCCAUGUUAGCAAGCCUGCUGCCUGGUAUCGACGAUGAAAGCAGUGAAUUCCAGCCUUUAUCCAUCAAACUGAUUGAGUCCCUGCAAGAGAAUUUAGCUGAUGACUCCUUAUUUUGGCAGACGUGCUUCUUGGUAAUGAUUUCGAACAAAGAAAGACGAUUAGGUGGGUUAGUAUGGUUGACCAAGAAAUUCCCAUCCAUGAACUCAGUACCACAUUUGCUUUCACAGAAGAACAAAGAACCGAAGAAUGAUUCAAAAGCGGACGGAGAACCAUUGGAUGCAAAAGCACUAAGAAACGAGGCUCUUUCAUUACUUCUUCCAGAGACAAAGAUCUUGCUUACGCCAGAUCCAGGUCUGCUAGUUCGUUGCUUAGCUUGUUGUUUGGAUGAUGGGAACGAUCUUUUAAUACAAAGAGGUAUCUGGGAUUUGCUUCUACAGAGGCUACAUCUUGAUUCACCAGUACUAGAUGCUCUAGUGAGUCCGGCUGAUAAGCAGUUACUCAUAAUGAGCUGUUGCAGGACAACGUUGGCGAAAGACAUGUCACUGAAUAGAAGGGUCUGGAAUUGGCUAGUCGGUCCCGCAGUGGCGGCACAGGCUAACACAAACAAUAGUGUUAGUCCAACUGUACAAAAGAAUGACAGGUCGAAUCAAAGCAAUAGUGAGUAUUUUAGUAUACAUGGUUUACAAUCACUAAAAGCGGGUCUGAAUAGUAUGUUGGAAUUGGAGUCCCAAGUAACAACCGCUUUCAGUAUAUGCUCAGCUGUUAUGGAUCGAUGGGAGAUUGGAUCCUUGGUUGUUCCUGAAAUGUUCAUACCUUUGCUUGUGGCAGCACAUAAGCAUCAAUACAAUGAACGGAUAAUCAAAGCUGCCAACUCAUUCUUUGAUUCUGUUGAGACAAACAUAAUUUGGGGAAAGUUGUUUCAAUCCAUUGAGAAACAUGAGGACCUGCCACUAGUUGAGUUUGUUCUGGCGAACUUUAAUAUUGCAUCAGAUGAAGAGAUAAUUGUUCGUCAUCUCCCGCUUAUUCUACUAGCUAUCUUGUCCAUUGAUUGUCAAAACCCCGAUUGUUCUCCAUCUAGUAAAGAUGAGAGAUAUCUUUUGUGCAGGCACUUACUCGAAAAAACACCAGAGCGUGCAUUCGUUCCUUUGGAAAGCUCAGAAAUAAGAACAAACGAUGAGCACAAUUCUGAAGUGCUUGAGAAAAUCUCAAAGUUUUACUGUCGCGUUUCGGAUCCUGCCACAUCCCAAAACGCUGAGAAGAGUUCAAAUCAAACAGCUCCUUUCGACUCACAUGUACUUUCCCUUCAAAUUUUUAGUCAUGCUUACAAGCUACUAAUACAAAGCUUAAAACAUGAUACGCACGUCAAUUCAGUAGUCGCAAUUUUUAUGAUGAUAAUCAAUAAGAUCCCUAAAGCUGAAGAUGGUAUGUCGGCUAAGGCAGCAAAACAAGAAGACAAUGAGUUGGCUGAUCUACUAUUUGAACGCUGUUUGGAAGUUCCUGAAGGAUUCACUGACUCUGUGUUUGGAAUGGUCGAUGUUUUUAGUAGCUACCUGUGCCCUAAGCUACCACUAAUGCAGUCGUGUAAAUUAUUGCAGCAUCUUUUAGAAGCUCUGUGGAGCCUUUUGGCAGAACCAAAAAAACAACUAAGGGCCAUCAAGAGCUUACAAACACUAGAAAACUGUGCAUGUUCCACAUAUCUUGAGGGUGCCCUCUCUCAUGUUUUUAUUAAGGAGAAAGACAUCUCGAAGUGUCUCAAAGUACUGGAGCUCUUAUGGAACCAUUUGGACCCCCGCACUAAGAUUCUUUCACGGCCAUUAGAACUUAUGAUAGACGAACUAUUUGCAGAAGAGAAUCCGCAUUAUCUGAAUGUUUCAAAAUGGAUCCUAUCAGCAGUAAACUCUGGGACCUCUAAUAGGCUUUUCUAUUUUCUAACUGACAAGGUGUUGCAGAUGGAUUUCUUGAGAAGGGAGACACUUGAAGAAUGGGAUGACCUGGAUAUGUUCACGUACAGACUUCGAUCACUUACCAGCGUUUUGAAGACCAACAAUGGAGUUGUAAUUCAAAACUUUGCGUCGGAAUUGACCUCUAUCUCUUCAUUGAUAAUGUGGGGAGACGCUGAUAUAUCAACAUACAAGAACCUCAUGAUUGCAAUUUUGAUGAAAUUCUUGGAAAUCAAGAAUAAUAAUCACGCCAAAAGUGUACGAAGUGCUCUGAUUCUUUUAGAAUGUAUUCUCAAUGGUACCGAGCGCAAUUUCAAGGAGAUUGUGAUUGUUCUGCUUCAAAUGUCAUCGAAGUACAUAGCUCAGGGUGGGCUGGACUCUGAACUUAUUGCGGUUUCUUUGCUCAACAUAGUCUCCAAAGUGUUAAGACUAUCUCAUGAGAACGGAAUCAAGCUGGACAUUUUUGAUGACGACACCACACAUCUUAAAUACGUCGACUACCUGGUUACCAGUGUUGCGACGAUGGAAAGCCCAUUGAUUGUGACAUCAUAUAUGAAGCUCUUGUCUGAAAGUAUGAUGUACUUCGAAACUGCCAUGUUCAGGAUGAUCCUUCCAUUAAGUGCAUCAAUUGUUCAAUGUGUUAGAAGACUCUUCAUGAAGGAAAAAGAAGAUGGAGGAUACUAUCAGUCCGUUUCUCUCCUCCUGAAUGGUCUGGAACAGUUGUUGGAGGUAUCUCACGGAUUCUUAACCGCUGAAGAGAAGGACGGCUACUUUGCUACCUCUGGAUCAAAGGGUGACUUUCUUCAGGCAGUGGUUUCCAAUGUGUUUUCAUCAGACACAUCUGGCAAUGACGUUAAGAUCCAAGGAGAAAGGGAUGUCGUUCUUCAGUCUUUCCGGGAGGUCAUAAGUUGCUGUCAUGACAUAUGGUCGUGGGCUCAUGCACUUUCAAUAUCUACAAAAGAUGGCUACCUCGCGAACCAUACCAAUCACAGUUCUUACAAGUUCAAAUUUACGACCAAAAAAAUACUUGAGAAACUCUUUGUUCUCGAACCAUUAGAGGUUAUGGAGUCAUUGGUAUUGAGCCUUGGGGGAGAGACAUUGAUCCUGAUUCACGUAUUAGAUGGGAACAGACCGGCUCUUACGCUGCCUUAUUUUUCCUUAGGUGUCGUAUACAGGCAAAAUAGGAACUCCAGUAUUAGAUUCUCCAUAAGUUUGUCGGCAAACAGUACUAGCAGCGCCAGAGCGGGGCGCUUGGAGGCGUCAUUGAGUAACAAACUUGACUCAGAGAGUCUAAUGAGAUUUCUAAUUAGCUACGCCUCUUCACUUGAGAAUGCUGCCAUUGAGGACUUUUACAACGAUUUUCUGCAAUUUUUCAAGGAAAUUUCUGCUAACUACAACCUUUACGAGAAUAUCUCGAAAUCUGUUCUUAACUUCGUGGCUAUUAUUGCAAAGAAACUCAAUAGGUCCAAAUUCGGUGAAGAUAAAAGGACUAGAAGGGAACUGUCAGAUACUUUCAUGAGAUAUCUACCUAACGCAUUGGCUGAGAACCCUUUCAACUACGCUGAUCCAUCGACAGCUUUUUCUGAUCUCCAAUAUGUUGUUAAGGAUAUACAGGAUAUUUUGAAUGAGGAGGUGGGAAGCGACAAAUUUAACAACGCCGUUUCAGUAAUAGUUUCACAGUGCGUCUCUCCAUAUUUCAAGGCCAAAAAUGUUGCCAUUCCAGAAUAUGUAUUGGCGUUAGCGGUGGAGAUUGCGAAGGUUGGUAGUAAAGUAAGAAAUUGGCGUACCCUUAUCAAUGACUUCUAUUUUGACAAUAAAAAAUUCUCCUUGCUUGCCGAUAAUAAGCUAUGGGACCAGAUAAUAUUCCAAUGGUCGCGCUAUCCUGACAAUAAGACAAAACUGAUGAAUGAUAUGUUAGCAGUGAUAGGCCCCAAAAUGACCAGUAUCACUCCAGCACUAAUCACUUUCAACUCCAGGAAUGAUUCUGAGAUUGAGGCAAAGUGCCAAAAUCUCUUGAGGAUUGCACAUUUAUUAAUGAUCUCUCCUUCAGACUUUCAUAUGCUAUAUUUUCAGCCACUAAUUUCGUGUACCUGCCAAUUCCUCCUUUCAGCAGAAUUGACGUUGAAAGAGAAAGCAUGGAUCCUUUUGAGGGCCAUGCUACUGAAGUUUGAAGAACAACAUUUCAUUGAGUACUGGUCAAUGAUAACAUACUGCUUGCAGACAAACUUGCAAGAGUUCUGCGAAACUCUACAGAUUCAGGGUGAUAUACAUUCAGGAGCUGUUUUCCAAGCAUGUAAGACGCUUGAUCUUCUUUUGGCUUUGAACCUCGAAGGCUUCAGCAGCACAAACGAAUGGCUCUUUGUCAUCGACACCAUUAAUUGCAUUUACAAAAAUUAUCCAUUCGUUGCAUUAAUUGACGAGAUAUACGAAUGCAAAGAAUUUGAGAGCAGCAAGAUGGACGAGCUCGAGCUUGUCGAUCGCUCUCAGCUGAAGGUACCCAUUCUCAAGGGAAUUCACGCUAUUCGCAGCUAUACACAACUGCGAGUUUUUUUCCAAAACUUGAGCUAUGCUCACUAUGAGUAUAUAUACGGACUCGAAAGGCUAGACUUGGAUGACUGCGAAAACGACUUGAAAGUUGACAUUUUUACAUGA